Molecule: messenger RNA, 824 nt
Organism: Babesia bovis T2Bo
Lineage: Eukaryota; Apicomplexa; Aconoidasida; Piroplasmida; Babesiidae
Product: Snare region anchored in the vesicle membrane C-terminus family protein
Exons: 2
Coding region: 145-801 (218 amino acids)
Source: RefSeq, a predicted model, not a curated record
GGCUCAAUAGUUAAACUUUUAAAUUAUAAAUAAACAAGUUUCGCAUACGUAGAAGGCAAAAAGACAUAUAGGCAGCCCUGAUUUUGCCAGUGUGUAACUGUGAUCCCUGGGAUACGACCAUAAUGGUCAACAAGGUUUACAAAAAUGGCAGUUUAUCAAUGUGAAGAUGAGUUAGACAGGCUGUUGUUACAGCUUCGUACUUCGUUGCACAGAUUCGAGUCGCUUAAUGAACAACAACAAAACGACCGCUUUAGUGAAGCUUUGCUUCUUUUUGAAAGGGCAAAGGUAGCAGAAAUCAAUUACCAGCAUGAAAUAGAGGGGCUGAAAGUGCAAACAAAACAAACGCACUUGUCUCGUUUGCGUGAGAAACAAGAAAAGUUAAAUGAACUUAAGGAAAAUCUUGAACAGCUGCGUACAAUAGUAGAGAAGAAUGAAAUGAGCAAUUUUGAAAAAAUCAAAACUUCAGGUAAUCUUACAAACACAGAGAAACUUAUCGCAUGGGGAGAUGAUAUCCAGGAUAAAACACAAGGUGCUAUAAACCGAAUCCGAAACCUCACUAUAACGUCUGAAAAGAUUGGAGUAGAAGUAACUCAAGAUUUAGAACGACAAACUGAGAAUCUAAACCGCGUUGGCAAGACGAUCAACGCUGUUGAUGAGAAUUUGGAGCACGCAAAUGCCACAUUAAAGCAAAUCGCAAAAGGUGUCCUUCGCGAACGGUUUGUGCAGAUACUGAUUGUUCUUAUUAUACUAAUGACGAUAUGCACCAUUCUUUUGUUCAUGUAUGCUGGGAAAAAAGGAUGAAUAAUAAGAACACAGAUUGUGUG